AUCCUAACCUUUUGUUCCGUGUUAGGUUCCACGCUGCUGAUGACGUUGAAUAACAAAGAUGGCAGGAGGGAACAGCAAUUACUGGGAAGAUCUGCGAAAGCAGGCCCGUCAGCUGGAGAAUGAGCUUGAUCUAAAACUGGUUUCCUUCAGUAAGUUGUGCACCAGUUAUAGCAGCUCCAGGGAUGGGCGGCGAGGAGACAGCUCUGACACAACUCCACUCCUGAACAACUCCACCCAGGACAGGAUGUUUGAGGCCAUGUCUGUAGAGAUUGAGCAGCUUCUGGCUAAACUAACAGGCGUAAAUGACAAGAUGGCAGAGUACAGCAGCACGCCAGGCGUCACGUCUCACAAUGCUGCUCUGAUGCAUACGCUCCAGCGACACAGAGACAUCCUGCAGGAUUACACUCAUGAAUACCACAAGACUAAAUCUAACUUUCUGGCGAUCAGAGAAAGGGAGGAUCUAUUGGGAUCUGUCAGAAAAGACAUAGAUGUCAAGAUGUCAACAAAGAUAUCUCAGACAUACAAGAGUGGUUCAGGAGUGAACAACAGAAGGACAGAGCUGUUCCUUAAGGAGCACGAGCACCUUCGAAACUCAGACAGACUGAUCGAAGACACUAUAAGCAUUGCCAUGGCAACUAAGGAGAACAUGACCUCGCAGCGGGGUUUUUUGAAGUCCAUACAGAGCAGGGUCAACACUUUGGCCAAUCGCUUUCCUGCCAUCAAUAGCCUCAUCCAGCGAAUCAACUUGCGGAAGAGGCGGGACUCGUUAAUUUUGGGCGGAGUCAUUGGCGUUUGCACCAUCCUCCUGCUGCUCUACGCAUUUCACUGACGGACACGGGAGUUGACCAAUCGCUUUUUAUUUCCCUCUGGCAUAGUGCGAGUUGUGGUGGAACCCGGAAGGAUGGACUUAGCAAUAGGAGGACCCUGGAGGCUACUAAGCAAACGCCCACUUGGCCUAAUCAGAUAAUGGUAUUGAUUGUGGCCAGCAUGGACUUCCUUAUUUGUAUUUAUCAACGGGAGGGGUGGUAGUUUGGUCAAUCCUGAAGCAUUUUUGGGGGGUCAUCCUCCCCCCACAAACAGUUAUACUGCGGGGUGAGGAGAAGGGAACAGAGACCAAAUAUCUAAUAUGACUAAUCUGGAUCUUUUGUUUUUUUUUAAGAAGCAAAAAUGUAAUGUAACGCCAUUUGCUCUGAAAGGGAAGUCAACAAGAAAUUAUACCCUCUGUGGUGAUUUUUGUUUUCCCUUUCUUUCCUUCCAAGCAAGACAUUUUAAUGUGAUGGUUAUUUUAGUGAAGGAAGAUGUUCAUCAUGUUAUGUAUCCUGUUAAUUAAUAAAUUAUUCAUAUAAAUGUUUAAAAAAUGUGUGACAGUAGGCACUCAAAAACUUUCAAGAAGCUUUCGUCCAACUUCAAGAUUUAACCCCAUAACAGGGAUUUAAAACACAUACAGAAAUCCAAAUACAGAAAAAAGCCAACACUGACAUGUUGUUAUAUAUUCCCUGGCAUGAUGAAGGCAUUGCAAGCCCAGUCUGAAACACAGUUCUGUUUCAGGCUGGUCGUAAUAGAGAGAGGGAUCUCCCACAGAGGUCUGUGAAAGUAGAGCAUUGUCGGCCGAUCGUGACCGUGAGAUUUCCCCAUCGUACGCACGUCUCUGCCUUCCUCGCGGGCGGCCGCUGAUGGCAUCUUGAAGAACUGGAGCGUGAUGGCGGAAACGGGCCAGCACUCUCUCCUUGAUGAAUAUACAAGUUGAACAUCCCUGGUUUUUUGAGAGAGGGAGAGACACAGCGGGAGGAAGAGUGAGGGAAAGAAGCACACGUACAGCAAGGCUGUCACAUAAACCCUGUAGCACCAAAAGGUGCUGCAGGAGAAGCUACUAAAUAGCAGUGGAAGUCUAGAUAGCACCUUUCACCGGAAGUCAUACAAUACACACUGCCUUUUAGCUCCUACAUUGCCCUUGCUCCCUUUUAUUCCACUUUCUUUCAUCCUGGACUCCUGACAAACAAGGCCUCCUCCGCAUCCGACAGCUCUGCUUUGCUGAGGCAGCAGGCUGUGAAGGCAUCGGGUUCUUGGGUACUAUCCAUUUCUGAUGGCUCUGUCACCGCAGAGCUGGCCAUGUUAGGGGCUCUCAUCAUUCUCGCACCUUGUUAGAGCAUCAGCACUGGCCAAGGAUCUCACUGCUGUCUGCUGGUGGAAGCACAAGACGUGAAUGUUUGUUCAUGACCUUCUGGAUCCACACGUCCAUCUGAUGGCAAAUCCAUUCUUCAGAUUCCUGUCUGAAAAAUACUCUCCCUCCAUGUGCGGUUUUUACAGUCAGGUGUCAUUUUUGGUACCAGUACUUGCGUCUUAUUGAAGUAAAUUUGAAGGUGAGCUUCAUCCUCUGGUGAAUGUUUUUUCUGAAGUUUCUAUGGGAUUUCAGGUGUUGUCUGCACACAGUCAGCAUAUAGAAGUCUAAAAGGACCUUUCUUUUUCUGUAAAUAAUGUACAUAGAUAUAAUUAUAUGCUUAGCAGCUCUGUUUCAAGUCAGUUAGGUGGUGGUGCAAUUAUAUACUGUAUAGGCAAAGCAGAUUAGACCGAAAACCAAAUGGUGUUCAUAUGGAUGGGUAUAUCUUGAAGUCUUGGUGUUUCAAUACACUUAUCAGUGAACAGCAACUAUCUGUCAGAUCUGUCAGACCGUAUUUGUGUAUCUGCUCAUCUGAAAUUUUUAUGGGAAUAGAGUUCCUUCAAAAGUUAAUGGGUGUGUCAGUAGAAGAAUGCUCUAAUGAUUUGAAGUCCGUUUUGGAGCCAUGGACCAUGGCUUAGUAAAUAUCCGCUGGCCAUUGUGAUGGUGUACAGCACAAUGAGCAUAAUGAGAUUUUUCCUAGUAAUGGAACUGAGGA
Molecule: messenger RNA, 2873 nt
Organism: Alosa alosa (allis shad)
Lineage: Eukaryota; Metazoa; Chordata; Actinopteri; Clupeiformes; Clupeidae
Gene: gosr1
Product: golgi SNAP receptor complex member 1
Exons: 10
Coding region: 59-829 (256 amino acids)
Biological process (GO): vesicle fusion; endoplasmic reticulum to Golgi vesicle-mediated transport
Cellular component (GO): Golgi membrane; cis-Golgi network; SNARE complex
Molecular function (GO): SNAP receptor activity
Source: RefSeq, a predicted model, not a curated record